AGCAAUAACAACAAAGCUGCAAAACACACACAAUAAUUGAUAUAAGCAGAGAUUUUGUCUUUUCUUUUAGUGGUUUGUAGAGAGUGGUAUGCACUCCAGACACCGGAAUGAUGGCUUUCAAGGACAUGACCGAACUGACUUUGGGACCGCCUGGCGGCGAGUUAUUAGUUGCUGGGUCGGAGGUAGUCGCGGUGGCGGCGGCGGCGGCGGAGGCAACGGUUAAGUCUGGGGAGUUUAGUUAUAACAAGAGUUCGAGCUCCAAUAAACGUGGGUUUGUGGAGACCCAAAUUGAAGUUCUUGACCAGCUGAGCUCUACCGGGGAGGAUGCAGCAGCAGCUCCCAAAAAUGCUCAUUUGAACGACAUGUCGUUUGAUGCUGAUGCCACCUCCCGUAUUGUUAGGGAAGCCCCACCUGCAAAGGCUCAAGCAGUAAUUGGGUGGCCACCGGUUAGAUCGUUCCGAAAGAAGGCUAUGGAGUCAGAGAAGUGCAGCAAUAAUAAUAAUAAGUUCGUAAAGGUAGCGGCAGACGGAGCACCAUACCUACGUAAAGUCGACCUAGAAAACUACAAUAGUUAUCACCACCUUUUGACAGCCUUAGACGACAUGUUUGGGACUACUAAUAAUAAUUAUUGUAUCCUCACCAAUAAUAUCAAUAUCAAUAUCCAAGGAAUAAAUUCAUGUGGUAAUAUAAUUGUGGAGGAUCAAAGGUUUAAUAAGCUUGCUAAAGCAGUGAAAGGAACUACUGAAUAUGUGCCAACCUAUGAGGACAAGGAUGGCGACUUGAUGUUAGUUGGAGACGUUCCUUGGAAAAUGUUCACAGAAUCAUGCAAACGCAUAAGACUGAUGAAAAGUUCAGAAGCCAUUGGGUUAGCAGCUCGGUCCAAAAACGAGUCCUGAAUGCACAAACAUCAAAUUAAUGAGAGCUGUGCCACAACAAAGCCCAAAAAAGAAGAAGAAAGAAAGAGUACACUAUCUAGCUACUGUACUACGCUUCAUGAAUAUCAAUUAAUGUACAUAUAUAUUUUCUGAGUUGAUUAGUGUAUUCGACCAGGAGAGAUUAGAUUGUCAUUAUAUUAGUCAAGAAUGAAAGAGACCUACAUAUAUAUAUAUAUAUGUAUAUGUAUGGUGCCUUGCAUUAAUCUUUUUUCAAUUAAUGUAUUUUUUUCUAUAUAUAUCUAUGUUAUCAUGUACUUUUCCCUGUUUUAAUUUGUUGUUUUCCUGGGAACAGUUUGUUAUGCUUGCGGAAUAAUAUAACAGCUAGUGGUACUAUAUUUGCCGACUGA
This is a messenger RNA of Humulus lupulus (European hop), 1282 nucleotides long. Its product is annotated as auxin-responsive protein IAA1-like. Gene Ontology annotation, molecular function: protein binding. Gene Ontology annotation, cellular component: nucleus. Lineage: Eukaryota; Viridiplantae; Streptophyta; Magnoliopsida; Rosales; Cannabaceae. Bases 108 to 896 code for a protein of 262 amino acids. The record is from RefSeq and is a predicted model, not a curated record. The transcript is spliced from 5 exons. Gene Ontology annotation, biological process: regulation of DNA-templated transcription.